CGCAAGGAGCUUGCGUUGCAAGCGCAAAGACAACUGUUCGAGAAAGACUGGCGCGAUCUGGAAAACCUUACCGACCGGGACACCAGAAAGCCAUCGCACGAGGCCAAGCUGACCCUGGGUGACAACUCCACCUCCUUCACCAAGGAACGUCCCGCUAUCUACAACCCAUAUCCCAAGUACAACUCAAAGGAAUGGUUGGCCACCCAUGCCCUGUAUGUGCCUUGCAUUGGAGCCACGGGAGACGAAGUCGAGGAUAUCAAAGUCUUCAGGGGCCGCCCGCGCAACUUCCCCGACCCCGGCUUUGGAAGCUACAGCACGCUUGGACUUGACCGCAACCUUUGCUUCGAAAGAGAGACUCGGAUGGGCCAGUACGGAGUAAACCCGGUGAUGGAUAAGGACGGCCAGCCGGUCAACUGGGACAAGGUCAACUGGGGCGAGUUGCAAUCCAAAUGUGUUGAUCAGAAUCAGGCACGUUUUGCCACGAGCGGUCCGCCGAACGCCUAUGUCGACGAGGAGGAGGACAGCGAGCCUUCCCCCGACCUGAAAAAGUACGACGAGUCUGCCGAGAAGCAGACGCCCAAGGACCUGUUGGCUACAUUCAGACGGUUCUGGCGUGGUCCGGAUGCCCGCCCGCUUCGCUCAAGAUCGAUUAAGGGCGUCUUCGAGAACAAGCGCGCGUACAAUUCGACCGUCAAGGCCAGAGAGGCCAGAACCGCCAUUCUGCUGCGAUCCUACACCGGAAAGGAGUACAAUGAUAACGACAAACAAGCCAUUCGGUCGCUCAUUACAGAGCUCAGCCUGCGAACUGGUGGAGAGUAUCAGGUUUUCUUGUUUGUGCAUUACAGAGAAGACGAGUUCGAUAUCUGGGCUAGCGAGGACCUGUACCGUCAAGCGAUUGAGAAGCACGUUCCCGAGGAGCUCCGCAGCAUCACCAUUCUUUGGACCGAGGGAGCCGUUGACAAGAUGUACCCCAAGCUCACUGUCAAGGCGAGGAAGGUGCACAACGGCCAGUUCCUGCCUGUCCAGAUGUUUAUGCAGGAGUUCCGGGAAUUCGACUAUGUUUGGAACUGGGAGAUGGACUCACGGGUGGUUGGCCAUCACUACAAUGUGCUCAACAAGUUGGCUGAGUUUGGCCGCAAGCAGCCUCGACGGGGACUCUGGGAGCGCAACGAGCGCUUCUACAUCCCUUCUUACUAUGGAGGGUUCGAGUCCAAGUUCCGCCAAACGGUGGAGAGACAAGUCGGGGAUGAGACGAUUUGGGGCGCUCCCAAGCUUCCUGUUGUCAACCCUGUCGGUCCCAAGCCACCAGUCGAGAAUCCCAAGGACGACAAUUACAAAUGGGGUGUUGGUGAGGAGGCCGAUCUGAUCACCCUGGCGCCCAUAUUCAAUCCAGUCAACAGCGGCUGGAUUAUGCGCAACCAGGUGUGGGGAUACCGAAACCUGAACUUCCCAUGGGGCAAGCUACCUCGCCGGGCUACGAUCAUUACUCAAGUCAGAGCGUCAAGGAGGUUGAUUGACGUGAUGCAUGCUGAGGAUCUCAGAGGCAACCACGUCGCCUCCGAAAUGGUUUCUCAGACCACCGCUCUCCUCCACGGACUGAAGGCUGUGUAUGCGCCCAUGCCAGUCUACUUUGACCGGGCGUGGAGCGGCAGCCAGCUGGCCAAGUGGUUCAACGGAGGCCCCAAGGGGCAAAGUGGCAGCUUCGGCAGCGCCAUGGGAUGGGGACAAGAGGGGAGAUACCUGGGCAGCACAUGGUACUACCGUGCCAUUCCACCUCAGCGAUUGUACAACAACUGGAUGGGGUACGAGGACACUGGCAUCGGCGGCCCCGAGUGGGAGCAGAAGCACGGGAGGACAUGUCUUCCUUCGAUGAUUCUGCACCCGAUCAAGGAGGUGAAGCCAACGGAGAAGGGGUAUUCGACUGAUUCGAAGCUUCCUUAUGAUUGA
Podospora anserina S mat+ is the source of this 1947-nucleotide messenger RNA. RefSeq lists its product as uncharacterized. Lineage: Eukaryota; Fungi; Ascomycota; Sordariomycetes; Sordariales; Podosporaceae. The transcript has 2 exons. The record is from RefSeq and is a predicted model, not a curated record. The annotation marks the transcript as partial.